Molecule: messenger RNA, 459 nt
Organism: Staurois parvus
Lineage: Eukaryota; Metazoa; Chordata; Amphibia; Anura; Ranidae
Source: the annotation of a GenBank genome assembly
AUGGCAGAGGGGGACAACAGGAGCACCAACCAGCUGGCUGCAGAGACUGCUAGCCUGGAGGACCAUUUUCAUGGAUGGGGUGAAGUGGUCCUGCUUUCAGAUUGUGUCCUUCGCUGGGAGAAGCAAUGGUUUCCAGCUGCUAUAAUGGGAACAGUGUCUUUUAUCAUCCUGAUGAUCUAUUACCUGGAUCCUUCAGUUCUUUCUGGUGUAUCUUGCUUCGUUAUGUUCCUAUGUCUUACUGACUAUCUUGUUCCCACAUUGGCUCCCAGAAUCUUUGGCACAUGGACCACAGAACAGCAACAGAGGCUGCAUCAUGAGAUCUGCAGCAACCAUGUGAAAACCCAAUGUAGGAUUAUUGGCUGGUGGAGCCGGCUCUUUGUUUUGAAGGAAGAAUAUGUAUUUUAUGUCUAUGAUCACGCCUCUUGCUCUUGUACCUUGGAUUGGACAGCAAGUUUAUAA